Molecule: messenger RNA, 1218 nt
Organism: Penicillium pulvis
Lineage: Eukaryota; Fungi; Ascomycota; Eurotiomycetes; Eurotiales; Aspergillaceae
Exons: 4
Coding region: 1-1218 (405 amino acids)
Molecular function (GO): O-methyltransferase activity
Source: RefSeq, a predicted model, not a curated record
AUGACGGUCACCACACCCCUUUACUCGAUGGUCAAUCGCCUGGGCCAGCUGGUGCAGCAAGAUACCGCUGCUCCUUCUGCGCAAACUCAUUUCGAGCUGCUAAGAAUGAUUGAGCAGCUGAAGCUGGAGGUAGAAAGUCCCGCUGAGACUGUUCAGCGUCUGAUUUACCAGCCGCCACAAAACUCCGCACUCAGAGCCGUAGUAGAUCUGGGGAUCUUUCCUCUGCUCAUGCAGAAGCAGUACCAGUAUACAGGGAUCUCGGCCGCACAGUUAUCGGAGUUUACUGGCGCAGAGCAGGAAUUGAUCGUCCGAUUGAUGCGGGUCAUGGCAUCUCUGGGUCUCUGCACAACCCCAGAAUUUCAGGUAUACAAAGCAAAUGAGAAGACAGCGGCUUUGACCCAGCCUGCUGGCCGAGAUGGAGUUCCUUGCAUAUAUGACCUCGCAGUUCCAACCCUCAGCAAACUGCCGGAGUAUCUGAGGGCGCAUCAUUAUGCGAAUCCUCAAGACUAUGAAAAUUCCCCUAUGCAGUGGGCAGUUGGUCAAAGUCAAUUUGAGUGGCUAGACAGCCACAAAGAUCAACAAACACUGUUCAACUCGUAUAUGGCGAGUCGCAGACAAGGCCGACCAAUGUGGUUCGAUUUCUACCCUGUGGAGAGACUGAUGGGCCAUUCCGUUCCAUGCAUUGACACAGUGUUCCUCGUCGACAUCGGGGGUAACCAAGGUCAUGACCUAAGCCAAUUCCGCCAGAAGUUCAAACACCUGCCCGGCAGAGUUAUCUUGCAAGAUCUUCCACAGGUUCUGAACGGUGUUUCUGGUGACGAAUCCGGUAUCGAGGUCAUGCCAUACAGCUUCAUAGAUCCUCAACCUGUUAAGGGGGCGGCAAUCUAUUACUUCCGCUCCAUAUUCCAUGACUGGUCCGAUCAAAUUUGUCUUCAGAUCCUGCAAAACACAAUCUCUGCUAUGGCGCCUGAUUACUCCCGAAUCCUGAUUGUGGACUUUGUGCUACCGGAUACCGACACGCCCCUUAUGCAGGCGUCACUCGAUAUUCAGAUGAUGAGUAUUGGUGCCGGUGUUGAGCGAUCGGAGACUCAGUGGAGGGAUUUGCUUCAGAAGGCUGGCUUGAAUAUUACGGGAAUCUGGAGCCAAAGUCCUGGCAUGGAGUCAGUGAUUGAGGCUGUUCCCAUGUUGAUGGAGACGGAAAGAAAGCCAGUGAAUUGA